Messenger RNA from Siniperca chuatsi (mandarin fish), 2278 nucleotides. RefSeq names its product vestigial-like family member 2a (gene vgll2a). NCBI's taxonomy places the organism in Eukaryota, Metazoa, Chordata, Actinopteri, Centrarchiformes, Sinipercidae. The transcript has 4 exons. Gene Ontology annotation, cellular component: nucleus. Bases 166 to 1032 code for a protein of 288 amino acids. The record is from RefSeq and is a predicted model, not a curated record. Gene Ontology annotation, biological process: regulation of transcription by RNA polymerase II.
UUCCCUUCAGCGCGCCCGGCCGCAGCCCAGUGCGUGAAGAGCGCAGAGCAGCGCAGCGGAGACACUGUCCACUGUGUCCUUCACCGCCGGGAUUACUGUUUCCUCUCAGCCUGAACAGACCUGCUCUCUAUAUGAAGCUUGGUUCUUCUCCGUGAUUUCUUCGCCAUGAGCUGCUUGGAUGUGAUGUACCAAGUGUUUGGUCCCCAGCCUUAUUUCAGCUCCUACAGCCCCUAUCACCACCAGAAACUGGCCUUGUAUUCCAAAAUGCAAGACCCCCAGGACAGUGCCAGCCGGCUCGGCCCCCUGGGCCCCCCGGCAAUCAAAGAGGAGGACAAGGAGCUGCCACCGGGCGCCGAGUACCUGAGCUCCCGCUGCGUUCUCUUCACUUACUUCCAGGGAGACAUCAGCACCGUGGUGGACGAACACUUCAGCCGAGCCCUCAGCCACACAACUGCAUACCCUGCCUCAAGCAGCCACAAGGCCGUAAGAGAUGGAUCAUUCCCUAUGAGCCAGAGAAGUUUCCCUCCGUCUUUCUGGAACAGCUCCUACCAGCCGUCGGUGUCCUCCACGCUGGGCAGCGCUCUGUCAGCUCCCCACACAGAGCUCCCCUUCCCUGGGGACCCGUACUCCUCCGCCUCCCUUCACAGCCACCUCCACCAACCCAGCCCCGAUGCCUGGCACCCAUCCCAUCACCACCACCAUCACCACCACCACCCUUACUCACUAGGGAGCGCUAUAGGCACCCAAGGAUCAGCAUACCCACGUCCAGGGGGACACGAGAUGUACGGCACAGCAUUCGACCCCCGCUACGGUUCUCUUCUGGUGCCAUCAGUGAGGCCUCAUCACCGCCUGACGUCCGGCAGCUCGGUACCGGGGCCCAGCGCCUCGCCCUGUGACCUGGGAGGGAAGGGGGAGUCCGGGACGGGUUCAGCCUGGAGCGGUGCCUUCACCGGAGCCGGAGCAGAGAUCGGACUCAACAUGGACACAGGUCUGCAGGCACAGGAUAAGAGCAAGGAUUUGUAUUGGUUUUAGCGACUGCUGAGACUCUUCCCCCCUCUUCACUCCUACUUCAGCUGUAGCCUCUUUCCUCCACUCCUGCUCUACUCUGUUGCUCUGCUGCUGUUAUGGAAUGACUGACAGAGAAACUGAAAAUCGGUCAGACGUCAGUUUUGUGCUAUAACAGCUUCUGGUCUAAUUGCAGCUCGGUGUUACGGCGGACUGUGCAGCAGCAGCACAGCCCUGCUGAGCUGAAAGCUGACAGUGUGGAUACAAAGCAAGCGUGGAAACAAAAGUGGACUCGCGGAGGAGAGAGAGAAUCUGAUCUUGACGGAUGAGGACAAAGACAAGACUCUUUGUGCUUCUGUAACAGGCAGGGACAACAUUCCUAAACUGGAAAAAGUCUGGGGACAGACGGACAGAAACAUGUGUUGUCAAACUCCAAAGACAAGCGCUCGAAGGACUUGGCAGAACUUGCCUCACUGGGACAACUGGGCUACAGACACCGAGAGUGUUAUGGCUGGAGGAAAGGCCGUGUUGGUGUUGAGGAGGCCGCACAGCAAGAAUUUGGCAGACGGCGAAGGCUGGAGGAGUCCAAACACUUUGGUUUACAUGGAGUAUUGGUUCAGUGUCAACUGAAAAAAAACUGUCAGAAUUUGUUUUGGCACAGCAAAAGUUAAACUAAACAGUUUUGGAUGGUUUUCAACUAAUAAACAUAUUUAAGCAAUGAUUUCAUUAAGUGUUUCAAGUAACAGCUAAAACAACUCAAAUUCCAUACUGUGUACAAACUCCAAGCAGGUUUUGAGCAUAUUGAAACAAGAUAAAGCGUAGUCUGUAUGCAUACUAAAUCCUCUUGAUUUCCGAGUUGCAUUUGAUGUACUCUAUUGUCCCACAAUGCAAUGCACAAAGGAAACAGAGGAGCUGCUGACAGUUGAAAAUGCACUGGAGAGACAGCUCCAGGAAGAUCUUAGAAAACAGAUAAUAAUGAUUAAGUCUUUGUUUUUAUCUUUGUAAAGUUUAAAUGACAGUGGUGACUGAUAUCCAUUGGGGCAUGUACUGCUUCCAUUCCUGUUAGUACAGUUAAUUAUACUGAUUUCUUGUACAAGUUCACAGUGUAAUGUGGCAAAUAUGGCAAUUUGUAUAUACAAUAGAGCAUACGGAUACUGUUAAUUUGUAGUAUGGAAUUUGGACUCACUUGUCUCAGUAAGAUGUUACAAUGACUAGGAUGUAAACAUGUAUUUGGUGAUUUGCAAGUCAAAUAACAUCUUGAUGACGAUGUUUA